Messenger RNA from Rhinocladiella mackenziei CBS 650.93, 1659 nucleotides. RefSeq lists its product as uncharacterized. The coding region runs from base 1 to 1659 and encodes 552 amino acids. The transcript has 5 exons. The record is from RefSeq and is a predicted model, not a curated record. Lineage: Eukaryota; Fungi; Ascomycota; Eurotiomycetes; Chaetothyriales; Herpotrichiellaceae. Gene Ontology annotation, cellular component: fungal-type cell wall; cytoplasm. Gene Ontology annotation, molecular function: 1,3-beta-glucanosyltransferase activity. Gene Ontology annotation, biological process: fungal-type cell wall (1->3)-beta-D-glucan biosynthetic process.
AUGAAGGGCUUUACCGCCGCGGCGACUGCUGUCGCGGGCGCUGCGCUUUUUCUUAAAUCCGCCUAUGCUCAAUUGGAUCCAAUUGUGAUCAAAGGCUCUAAAUUCUUCUAUCAAUCCAAUGGGACUCAAUUUUUUAUCAAGGGUAUUGCCUAUCAACAGGAAUACCUGGGUAAUGGAUCAACCUCGGCUAGCGAUGGGACCGACAACUAUGUCGACCCCUUAGCUGACUCCUCAUCCUGCCAGAGAGAUAUCCCCUAUCUGCAACAGCUGCGCACCAACACCAUCCGCGUUUACGCCCUCGACCCUACCAAGAACCACGACGACUGCAUGUCGAUGUUGGCAGAUGCGGGUAUCUAUGUCAUUGCCGACCUUUCUUCUCCCGGAAAUUCGAUCAUUCGUGACGAUCCGACCUGGAACGAUGACCUUUACGCUCGCUAUACCUCCGUCAUUGAUAUGAUGGCCAAUUACACGAACACCCUUGGGUUCUUCGCCGGAAAUGAGGUUUCCAACAACAAUACCAACACUGAUGCCAGUGCAUUUGUCAAGGCUGCCGUUCGGGACAUGAAGGCUUAUAUCAAACAGCAAAAUUACCGCACGAUUGGUGUUGGAUACGCCACCAAUGAUGAUGCCGACAUCCGUGAAAAUCUUGCCAACUACUUCGAUUGCGGAGACCGUGAUGAGGCGAUUGACUUCUGGGGCUACAAUAUCUACUCGUGGUGUGGAGACUCCAGCUACACCGAGUCCGGCUAUAACGUCCGCACCGAGGAGUUCUCAACGUACAAUGUACCUGUCUUCUUCGCCGAGUAUGGAUGCAACACCGUGCAGCCGCGCGAGUUCACCGAAGUUCAAGCAUUGUAUGGAGAUCAAAUGACUCCUGUCUGGUCCGGCGGUAUUGUCUACAUGUACUUCCAGGAAGCCAACGACUACGGUCUUGUGAGCGUUUCGGGAGAUUCGGUGAGCACUUUGGCUGACUUCAACGCCUUGUCUUCACAAAUUGCACGGAUCGACCCGACUGGAGUCAAUGCCAAUGACUACACGCCUACCAACACCGCCGCUGCCGCUUGCCCUACUGUUGGCGACGAAUGGCAAGCCUCGGACGAACUGCCUCCUACACCAAACCAAGAACUUUGUGAGUGCAUGUUCGAUGCAUUGACCUGCGUCCCCAAUGACGUCAGCACCGACGACGUUGGCGAUCUUUUCAGUGUUGUCUGCGGUUUGGCCGACGGAGUCUGCGACGGCAUCACUGCGAAUGCGACCAGUGGUGACUACGGCGCCUAUGGCAUGUGUAACCCCACUCAACAACUGGGUUGGGCUCUCAACACCUACUAUGAGCAACAGCAAGCUGCUGGCAAUGGCGCCUCUGCCUGCGACUUCUCGGGAUCUGCUACAACACAGUCCCCUGUCCAACCCACCGGGACAUGCUCGGAAUUGAUUGCUCAAGCUGGUAGUGCAGGCACUGGCACAGUCACGUCGCAACCAAGCGGCACUGGCGGUUCGGGUUCCUCUGACUCUAGCGGUUCCGGCAGCGGCGGCGGCAGCAGCAGCUCCUCCAGUGGAGGUGUUCCAGGAUUCUCCGUUCCAAGCCAUAUUGGUCUUUUGCAUGUGGUGUUCUACCUUUCCAUUGCCUUUGUCUCUGGUGCUGGCAUGAUUCUAUUGUAG